AUGGCACCGAUGCUGCAGGCUUUUGCUUGUCCCACUCACCUGGCCCUGCUUCCUAACUCGCGCACCAUCUCUUUCUGCCCCAAUCUCCGACGUCCGCCGGCAGUCCCUCCGUCCACCUUUCUAACGUACCAGGUUCGACCUUUUCCCACGCUCAAGAGGAACUUCACUACCCGAGCAUUGCUUGAUCUCAGAGGUGUCCGGGACUACGAGCUUGAUCAGUACGGUGUUGUUAACAAUGCUGUUUAUGCGAGUUACUGCCAACAUGGUCGUAGUGAGUUUCUAGAAAGCAUUGGUGUAAACUGUGAUGCAGUUGCCCGUUCCGGUGAUGCAUUAGCAAUAUCAGAGCUGUCACUUAAAUUCCUUGCACCCUUACAAAGUGGAGACAAGUUUGUCGUGAAGGUGAGGAUCUCCGGCUCCUCAGCUGCACGAAUUUACUUCGAUCAUUUCAUUUUCAAGUUGCCAAAUCAAGAGCCUGUUUUGGAAGCAAAGGCUACAGUAGUUUGGCUCGACAAAAACUAUCGUCCUGUACGGAUACCAUCCGAAGUAAGAUCAAAAUUUGUUCAGUUGAUUCGCCACGAGGAAUCCAAAUGAGUUUACUGCAACCAGACUGAAUGUUUCAGAAUUUUUUUUCCCUCUAAUGUAAAAUAAGAGCCGAGGAUGAAUGAACUCCACAUACUUUCCAUGAGUUACAGUGAUACAAUUCUUCUGGUUUGUUCUGUAUUCAUAUGGUUUAGCUCCUUCUGUAAGUUUAAACUGUGAUCAUGGUGGUCAAAUGGGUUUACUGUGACAAUGAAGAUCAGUUUAUUAAAAAAAA
Messenger RNA from Carica papaya (papaya), 814 nucleotides. The record is from RefSeq and is a predicted model, not a curated record. NCBI's taxonomy places the organism in Eukaryota, Viridiplantae, Streptophyta, Magnoliopsida, Brassicales, Caricaceae.